GGUGAAAGGUCAGCGCAAAGGCUGUCGGGAUACAAGAUGGCGGAGGUUCAAUAAUAUUUUUCCAGAGUUGAUUGAAAAUGUGUCAAUAAAUAUGAAUUCUCGUCAUACCCUCUGCUUUGUUUGCAGUCUUGUGGCGGUGUUAGUCUUUGCCGGUGUGGGGAGUGCACAAGCCGGUUCCCAAGUGUGCCCUGGGCUUUACUGUGGUAAAACUUUGCUGGAGAACAACACAUAUUCCCAGUGCGGGGCCUGCCCCCGUGGCUAUAUCCGUGAUGACUCGUCUGUCUGCCGACCCUGCGACGAUGCGCCGUCCUUCUACGACUGGUUGUACCUCAGCUUCAUGGUGCUGGCCUCCAUCAUCCUGCACUGGUUCUUCAUAGACUGGUUCUCCAACAGGCAGAAUAUUGUCCUGUUCUACAUGUCAGCGCUGGUGGAGUGUGUGGGAGCGGCCCUGCUGACCCUGGUUAUGGUGGAGCCCGUGGGGACCCUGAGUGUCAGGUCCUGCAGUACCCAGCGACUGUCUGAUUGGUACACCAUCCUGUAUAACCCCAGUCCUGGCUACACCUCCACCCUGCACUGCACACAGGAGGCUGUGUACCCACUGUACACCAUGGUGUUCAUGUACUACGCUGUGUCGCUGUGCCUAAUGCUGCUGUUCCGACCUCUGCUGUCCAACCGGCUGUGCAAGAACAAGGGCGCGGCCUCCAUCUACGCCGCGCUGUACUUCAUCCCCAUCCUGGUGGUGAUACAUGCUGUCGGGGCAGGACUCAUCUACUAUGCCUUCCCCUACAUCGUGAUUGUUGCUUCUGUACUGACAAAUGCUGUGUAUUUCGCCCAAAGAGACAUCCAGAACGUGCGUCAGAUCGUGAGCAGUAAGCGGAACAUCCUGAUCCUGUGCGGACACUGGAUCGUCCACGCUUUCGGCAUCAUCGCCAUCACCGGUCUGAAGGAGCCGGCGGUCCACGGGCCGCUCCUGUCCCUCACCCCCACCCCCGCCAUCUUCUACCUGCUCACGGUCAAGUUCACGGAGCCCAGCAAGUUCCAGGGGGGGCACUAGUCAAGUUCACUGAACCCAGCAAGUUCCAGGGGGGACACUAGUCAAGUUCACAGAACCAAGCAAGUUCCAGGGGGGACUCUAGUCAUUCAAACAUAAUCGUAUGACAGCAAUGUUGCAUUCUGCACAAUGUCAUAGUUUUUGGAUGGGGUAUUAAAAAUCUGGAACUGGGAAGAUUUUGCCAACGGUAACAUGUAGUUUCCAAUCCAUGCUUAUGGAAACAGUGGCCGAUCUGUUGUGUUGUCAACUACACAAUUCUCAUUGCUCUAGCUACAAUUAUACGGAUGUAAGACUUAACAGGAUUCUUGUUCUGCUCGAACUGCACAGGAUCAGUGCUGCUUACAGGGCAUGAAGCGAACAGUUACAAAGUUAUGUGCUUGUACAUAGAGUCUUUGUAACAUGUAUUGUAUGAUGAUACUGAGGUUUAACUUAGUAAUCAAAUGUUUUGCCAUCUUGUAAAUAUUUUUCUGAAUGUCUAAAUAUAAGACCUUGGAAGUGGCGAUGUAUAGUGGAUACAUGUUAGUAGUUACAUGUAGGUCCCUUGGCUUUUUCUUGUGCGACCAACCAUCUUAUCAAUGUUUUUCUGUAUUCUGUAUAGCCGGUAUAACCGCCUUUCGGAGUAACACACCUUCGAGUUAAAUGUUAAGGAUAGUACUGUACUGGCUGGCUUUCAGUACAAAUGUACUGAAAGAAAUGUGCAAUAUAUAUAUGAUAGCUAUACUGUAUAUUGUAUUACAGUUUGUAUGUACGUUUGUGGGAUAUUUGUAUUGAAAGAUCACACAUGGUGAGAGUAAUGUACAAGAAAAUAAUAGCUCCAUACACACAUGUCCAUGGUGCAAU
This is a messenger RNA of Branchiostoma belcheri (Belcher's lancelet), 1891 nucleotides long. Its product is annotated as JNK1/MAPK8-associated membrane protein-like. NCBI's taxonomy places the organism in Eukaryota, Metazoa, Chordata, Leptocardii, Amphioxiformes, Branchiostomatidae. Bases 92 to 1054 code for a protein of 320 amino acids. The record is from RefSeq and is a predicted model, not a curated record. Gene Ontology annotation, molecular function: ubiquitin protein ligase binding. The transcript is spliced from 9 exons. Gene Ontology annotation, biological process: response to unfolded protein. Gene Ontology annotation, cellular component: membrane.